AUGUUUACGCAACUAUGGAUGAGUCCAAAAAUUGAGCAUCGAUUCAAAACCGAGGCAUGUAUAAGAGCGUUAAACAAUGCCUAUAAAUGGAUUUCUGUUGACAUUCUAGUUGGAUUCUGUAUAAUUAUAGAAUUUUAUAUUCAACCAUUUUUUCGACUGUUCUCUCUCCCGGUUGGUUGGUUGUAUAUAUACGAAAAGUUAGUAUUGUCAUGUUUCACUUUACUGGUUGCUUGCAUCUUAUAUCAUGUGUCCGUGAUAAUAAAUUUAGCUAUCACUCAAAAGGUGAAAAAUAGAAGUUAUGCACAAAAUGAGUCAGUCUCGAAGUCUCCGUCGUUGUCACCGUCGUCACCGCUGAAUAAAUCUCUCAUUGGUCCUUCUAUGUUUUGCUCACGCUUACUGAAAAGCCCUUCAGGUAUUGUUUCGUGUGGUGCUACUUUUACCACCUCAUCAUUUGAAGUCUCUGGUGGUGGUGGUUGUGGUGGAUCUCCUGCUAGAUCUUCCAUGGGUUAUAUGGAUGUUGGUGUUCCACAGCCUUUAGGAGAUACUCAGUCUAUUUGGAAGCCAUCAGGCGUUGCACCAGCGUCAUCUAGCCAUAAUCUCUCUCACAGUAGUUUGUCACAGCCACACUAUGGAUCCUUUCGUACACCAAGCAAUUCAAGUGGUCAUGAGAACCUUUCUCUUUUAGAUUUGGCACUUAGUCCUAUUGCCAAUUCUACAUACCAUUCAGUACUCCCAGCGUUGAGCAGUGAGGAUAUUCCAUCAUUCACACAUGGUUCAAGAGACUUACACCGUUCUGUUACUUGGUCUUCACCAUUUGUCACAUCGAAUGUAUCACCUCGAUACCAGUACGAAUCUGCUUAUAUUCAGCCAAAUAAUCUUUGUCAACAGUAUUUGAAUGAUUCACAAAAAUCAUUGUCUGGUCCUUCAUUUAUUCCCAACAGUACAACUCCUGAUUCUAGUAAAAGUGAUCGGGAAGUUAGCGAACACUUCGAGGAUGAGUAUUGGACUGAACAUCAAGUUACCCGUAAUGAUUUGGAUCGUUGGACAUUGAAUCUUCGAAAGUGGCUUCAUGGUACAAUUAUCCAACGUAUUGUUACUGAAAUUGAUGCCAUCAAUCGAAAUCUUGAACAAGCCUGCGGUGAAAAAUCUCUUAUUGGAUCUUCCAGUUUAACUACUCUUCAACAGUUAUGCUCUGUGAGAUAUCAAUAUCUAACGACAUUACCAGUGUUGCUGGCAUUUUUGGAUUUUAUGAAAGAUCAAGGAUAUCUAGUCAAUCGAUUACGUGAAUUGGCCAGAGAGAGUUGCCUGCAAGAAUUUCGUUGGGAUUCUGGUUCACGAAGUACUGGAUGGCCUUGGAAAGAGCAUCUACCAUCUGAUAGUAUUAUUUUACUGCAUUUAUUUGCCACCUAUAUGGAUACACGUAUGCCACCUCAUCCAAAGUGUUUAUCUGGUCGGGUAUUUAGUCAACUGAAUGUUGUUCGAAUUCCUGAUAAGCCUGAUAUCAAAAGCAAGCAUACUUGUCAAUUUUAUCAAGUCUCUAUUCAACCGCCUCAAUUCAAAUUAGUACUGAAUGGACGAAUUUAUACAUUUGCUACAGGUCAGAAAAAUCUCUAUCAUGCUAUUCUGCUAUUUUUUCAUCAUUAUUUAACAACGGAAGCAAAGUUUAGGUCAAUUGCAUUAGGUCCGUCUGGCUUAAAUGUUGCAUGGAUAUUUUCAAAGUCUUGA
Molecule: messenger RNA, 1725 nt
Organism: Trichobilharzia regenti
Lineage: Eukaryota; Metazoa; Platyhelminthes; Trematoda; Strigeidida; Schistosomatidae
Source: the annotation of a GenBank genome assembly